This is a messenger RNA of Sabethes cyaneus, 2877 nucleotides long. Its product is annotated as aminopeptidase N-like. Gene Ontology annotation, molecular function: zinc ion binding; metalloaminopeptidase activity; peptide binding. The transcript has 3 exons. Lineage: Eukaryota; Metazoa; Arthropoda; Insecta; Diptera; Culicidae. The record is from RefSeq and is a predicted model, not a curated record. Gene Ontology annotation, biological process: peptide catabolic process; proteolysis. Gene Ontology annotation, cellular component: cytoplasm. The coding region runs from base 1 to 2877 and encodes 958 amino acids.
AUGUGGUCGACGACCGCUUUGGUGCUGCUUCUAGUGGCAAGUGUUUUCGCCGGUAUUCCAUUACCGAACGGGCAGCGGCUAGCGACCGUUCGGCAAGAUACGGCCGAAACAGGAUACCGUCUACCGAACACAACGCUACCGCUGAAGUACGACGUUGAGCUACUUACGCACGUUCACGAUUACCAGAAUGCACACCAGUUUGAUUUCUAUGGAAAUGUUACGAUUCAACUGCAAGUGCAGGAGGACAAUGUGCAGAACAUCGUUCUGCAUUAUCGUCAACUUACGAUUUCGCACGUUAAAUUGACCGAAAUCAGUGAAACAGUGAAUCCACCGAUAAUCGAUGACGAUACCAGUUUUACCACCGAUGUCACUUUUGAGUUUCUGACCAUUCAAUCGCCGGUUGUUCUGAAAAAAUUGAGAACUUACUUGCUGGAGAUUCAAUACAGUGGAGUGCUACGGAACGAUAAUGGUGGCUUUUAUCGGUCCUCUUACAUCGAUGCUAACGGUGUCACAAAGUGGAUUGCCACUACGCAGUUUGAAUCCACGGAUGCAAGACACGCCUUCCCGUGUUACGAUGAACCGGCCAUUCGGGCACCGAUUGGAUUGAAGCUAACCCAUGGAAGCACCUAUCAUGCAGUCUCGAAUAUGCCCAUCAAGUCCGUCAGCGGUGAUUCGGUUUACACGACGACGGAAUUCGAAGAUACACCCGCCAUGCAAACCUAUCUGCUGGCUUUUGUGGUUUCCGAUUUCGCUAAUAUCAGCGAUGCGACUAACAAGCAGUCGGUAUUUGCCAUUCCAGCUGCCAUCGCCAAUGGGGACUUGAAUUUCGCACUCCAGGCUGGAGUUCGGGUGAUCGAAAGUUUGGAAAGUUACCUUGGCGUGAAGUACAGUUUACCGAAGCUUGAUCAAAUCGCAAUACCGGACUUCGCCGCUGGUGCAAUGGAAAAUUGGGGUUUGGUAACCUACCGGGAGGAGGUUCUCAUGUACAGCCCGACUAAAUCACCGAUGAGUCAAAUGAAGCGUUCGGCUGCGAUUAUUGCGCACGAGUAUGCGCAUCAAUUUUUCGGAAAUCUCGUGUCGCCAGCCUGGUGGAGUUAUCUGUGGUUGAACGAAGGAUUUGCCACCCUGUUCGAGUACAUUGCGUCGCAUCAAGCGUAUCCGGAGCUGCGUAUUAUGGAAAUGUUCACCACCGGGGCCUUGCAGCGGGCCUUCCAAACGGAUGCCCUCGAAUCGACCCGUGCGAUGAAUUGGUACGUGGAAUCGCCGGCUGCUAUUGCGGAGUUGUUCGACGAUAUAGCCUACCAGAAAGCUGGAUCGGUUCUGCGCAUGUUGCAGCACGCUUUUGGUGAUUUAAACUUCCGCGCCGGGCUGAAAAACUAUCUGGAAGCAAAACAAUUCCAGGCCGCCACACCGGCUGACCUUGCUGCCGGGUUGCAGCAGGCAGUCACCGCCGGUAGUUGGCUAAAUAUCAAAGUGGAGGACAUCCUAAGCUCAUGGGCCGACCAGGAAGGUUACCCAGUGCUGCACGUUAGUCGUAACACUACUAGCGGUGUGAUCGAAAUUCGCCAGGAACGGUAUCUGCUGAAGGAAUCGGAAACUGCUUCGAACGCAACGUGGUACAUUCCAUUCAAUUAUGCCUCGAGACAAUCAACCGUUUUCCUAAAUACGGAUCCCAGGGGAUGGCUAACUGAAGUCAGUGCUGAAAUACAUCCGUCGGCAAGUGUUAAUUGGAACAAUGACGAAUGGGUUAUCUUCAACAAUCAGCAAACCGGCUAUUAUCGUGUCAAUUAUGACGAAAAUUUGUGGCAACUUAUUACGAAAGAGCUACGCGAAGGCGAAUUCAAGAUCAUUCAUCCCCAGAACCGAGCGCAAUUGAUUGAUGACUCGUUGAAUCUGGCACGUUCGGGUCACAUCAAGUACGGCAUCGCAUUGGAGCUGGUUCGAUACCUUAUCAAUGAAAACGAGUACAUUCCCUGGGCAUCGGCUAGCAACGGCCUAACCUAUCUGAACAGAAUGCUUUCUGGUUCGUCAAAUUAUGCCCAGUUUAAAAAGUACGUCUGGGAAUUAAUUGAACCUUCGUUCAAAUCGUAUGGAAUAACCGGUAAGGCUGAUGAGUCUCACUUUGAUAAACUGAUGCGUAGCACCCUUGUAAACUGGGCCUGUACGGUGGAUUCGGAAGACUGCUUAUCGCAGACCAAGGAUCUGCUAGCCGAAGUGGUCCGCAACAGAACGAUCGAUAUUGAUCCGAACAUCAAAUCGCUGGUCUACUGUCAUGGACUUCGCGAUGCGGUUCAAGACACCUACCUAUUUGUUUUGGCCCGCAUGCAAGAUUCGCAGGACUCCGCGGAGCGAAUGCAGCUGUUGAGUUCCUUGGGUUGUUCGCAGAAUGCUGAUCUGUUGCGUAUGUUCUUGGAUACAUCGUUGGACGAAACGGGUGACACCGGCUACCGAGGUCAGGAACGACCUCGUGUGCUGAGUUCCGUUUUCAACGGCGGUAAGCUUGGGCUUGGAAUCGCUAUGGAAUUCCUAGGCGAGAAUGCGGCGGCUAUCGAGCGACUGUACAGUCGGUUCGGUGGUCGAGCAGUCGGAUCGGCCAUUAUCGAAAUGGCAGGGUUGAUUGUGACAAAGGAACAGAACGAACAGUUUGAGUCGUUGGUGGUGAAGCUGCAAAGUGGAAAUUACCUGAAUGAAGAUGAAGUGAAAACUGCUAGAGAGAUAUCUGGAGAAAAUCUGUUCUGGACUAACAAAUACCUUGCUGGAAUUGAACGCUGGCUGGAGGAUAAUGUUGGUUCUAGUUCAAUGGUUCCAAGAGUCGAUUAUCGAUUGUUUACUGCUUUGUGUGCGGUGGUUGCGGUGAACUUUUAUCUGAAAAAAUAA